CGCACAAAGCACAACAGAAGAAGAAGAAGAAGUAGCAGGAGAAGAAGAGACAGAAGAAGUGACAGAAGAGGAAGCUAAAUAUCAAUUCUAAGCCCAAUUCAAUUCCCAAUUACCGUGAGAGAGUGAAGCAUGGAGCGCUGGCAGAAUCGUGUUGCUGUGGUGACUGGCGCCAGUUCGGGCAUCGGCGCUGCCUUGGCCAAGGAGCUGGUGCGUGCCGGAGUCAUUGUGGUUGGGCUGGCGCGUCGCGUGGAGCGCGUCGAGGCACUGAAGGAGGAGCUGCCCGACGAGCUGCAGUCGCACCUGCAUGCGCUCAAGUGCGAUGUGGGCGUGGAGGCGUCCGUUGCGGAGGCCUUCGAUUGGAUCGAGGCGGAGCUGGGCGGCGUUGAUAUACUGGUGAACAACGCGGGGCUGCUCUACUCCGGCCAGCUGCUGACCAUGCCGGUGGAGCAGCUGCAGCAUGUGCUGCAGGUGAACUUGAUGGGCGUGGUCUACUGCACCCAGCGCGCCUUUCGCUCCAUGCAGCAGCGCGACGUGGCCGGCCAUGUGGUGCUCAUCAACAGCCUCACCGGCCACCACAUCAUCCAUCCGCCCAGCGAGUCGCUGCAGACCCUCAACAUGUAUCCGGUGACCAAGCACGGCAUCACGGCACUUCUGGAGAUUAUGCGCCAGGAGAUGAGCGGCCUCAAGACGCAGAUCAAAGUAACGAGCAUCAGCCCGGGCGUGACACGCACCGAGAUCCUGCCUGGCGACUACAAUAUUCUGCCCAUGCUGCAGCCGGAGGACAUUGCGGCCGGCAUUAUGUACGCCCUGGCCACGCCGCCCCACGUCCAGGUGCAUCAGCUGACCAUCAAGCCGAUCGGUGAGCCCUUCUAAGCCCCUCAGCUGCUCCAUAAUAAAAAUACACGAC
Messenger RNA from Drosophila arizonae, 907 nucleotides. Its product is annotated as farnesol dehydrogenase-like. NCBI's taxonomy places the organism in Eukaryota, Metazoa, Arthropoda, Insecta, Diptera, Drosophilidae. The record is from RefSeq and is a predicted model, not a curated record. Gene Ontology annotation, molecular function: oxidoreductase activity.